This is a messenger RNA of Amoebophrya sp. A120, 732 nucleotides long. NCBI's taxonomy places the organism in Eukaryota, Dinophyceae, Syndiniales, Amoebophryaceae. The record is from the annotation of a GenBank genome assembly.
AGAAAACACGGCACACACGGUAUGAUGAAUACUUUUGUCUUCAUCUGAUCAUGACCCUCAGGUUUUUUGAGCAUGCAAUGUCAAGAAUAGAACAACGAAUGAUUCAGGCAUGAUGUUGUGUCAACGCAUCCAAGAAAUUUUCGACUUUGACAUUCAAACUCUCACUCUACAGGCCUUCGAGGCGUUGCACAUCAUGUGAUUUGCUUUCGUUAUUCGGGGGAAUGGAGGAAGGUCAGAAAAAAAAACGUUAUCUCCAUGUACAAUACGGAAAUUAAACAAUUUGAAUCAAUUUGUCGUCGAGUGUCACAUUGGACCUGCAUUGAAUUUCCUGGAGACAGAGCCAGGGUUUGUACAAUCGAUUCUUGAAAAAUGAAAUAUCUGAAGCUUUUGACAGUACCACAGUUGAUGCAAAAAUAGAACAGCUGUAGUUAUCUUCUUCUUCACUAAUGUAAAUGAAUCUUAGAUUUAGCUAGCUACUAUCACCGCUUUAGCUUUUGAUGUAUGCUUUCCAAAAUUAAUGUUCUUGUCCUUUCUCAAUGUACCAAAGAUUCUUUUGUUAUCGUGUGUGACCAGCCAUCAGCUGCACGGACGCAGAAUUUUUGCAACUGAAACCGAAAUUCGUAGAAACGUCACAAGGCGGAAGAUUUGUACAUUGUAGCUCUCAGAGGAGCAAGGAAAAGGCAAGGCUGCUCAUGCAGAUACAGUCACAGAACCGGAAGGGACGCCAAAAAU